Molecule: messenger RNA, 4170 nt
Organism: Mobula hypostoma (lesser devil ray)
Lineage: Eukaryota; Metazoa; Chordata; Chondrichthyes; Myliobatiformes; Myliobatidae
Gene: gabra6b
Product: gamma-aminobutyric acid type A receptor subunit alpha6b
Exons: 12
Coding region: 723-2264 (513 amino acids)
Biological process (GO): nervous system process; signal transduction; gamma-aminobutyric acid signaling pathway
Cellular component (GO): dendrite membrane; synapse; plasma membrane
Molecular function (GO): GABA-A receptor activity; inhibitory extracellular ligand-gated monoatomic ion channel activity; GABA-gated chloride ion channel activity
Source: RefSeq, a predicted model, not a curated record
AGCUGGCUCGAAUUGUAUUUUAACACAUUUCCCAGUCUGCGCGCGUUUGACAUCUGGGAUCCGAGCGCGAGUUGCCCGUCCCGGACGCCGCAGGCCGUUGGCUGCUUCUCCCGCGCGUCUGCCCACCCGCCGGCUCGAGCCCAGCGGCUUCAGCUCGCUCGACUAACGGACGCCGGGUCACGUGAGACCGGGUUCGAGGCGGGAAAAGGGGGAUUCCCGGUCCUCACCGCUCGCCACAGUGAACGAACAAAAUUUGAAAGUCUUUAUUACUGGACAUCAGCAAAACAAUCAUGGAGACAAUGGAUAAUCAAUAAGUUGAUAUUCUGUUUGUGGCCAACGCACUGAAAUAUCUAUAUGCGUUUAAAACAAGUGUAAGAUCAAGAACGUCAGCUAUUGUUACUUCAAAGGAAAACAAACUUAGAGCAACCAUGACUACCAUACCGAUUGCCAUCAUGUGAGAGAAAGCACAACAGAAUAUAUCGUGGGUUGGUUAUCCUGUUCUUCAAGGCUACUGCGAUAAAAUAUGUAAAAAUCGGUAAUCAGGAACGCUUCCUGGAUUAUUGUUUGUCCAUGAGAAUGCAAUAUUUUUACCAGCAACCAGAAGAAAAAAUAAACUAACGUAGAACUUGGCAGAUCCUUUAAAACGACCACAAAUAUCCGGAAGAUUAUGGCAAAUUGACCGAGGUUCAAGUUAACACUGAUGCCUACGCAGCUGUGGAAAGAUGUACAAUUUUAUCAAUUGCUAUAUCUUUGCUUCAUAUAUGUAUGCUCCACGUGUAAUGUUGACAAUGGCAAUAGAGACAGUGAGGAGGCUUAGAAUAUGGGACAUGCAAAUGGUUACUGCUGACAUGAGAACUGUGGUUGCAAUGUCCACCAGCCGUGUGGGUUUACUGAUCUUUGUCUUUUGCACAGCACUGUUUUGUAUAGGAGAGACGCUCGGAAAAAAGUCUUCUAAUCAUGACAAUGAAGUAAGAAUACAUUCAGAAAACAUCACACGUAUUCUCGAUAGACUUCUUGAUGGAUAUGACAACAGGCUACGUCCUGGGUUUGGAGGUCCUGUCACUGAAGUGAAAACCGACAUAUAUGUGACAAGUUUCGGUCCUGUAUCUGACGUUGAAAUGGAAUAUACCAUGGAUGUCUUCUUUCGUCAAACUUGGAUUGACAAAAGGUUGGAAUUUGAAGGGCCCAUUGAAAUCCUUAGACUGAAUAAUUUAAUGGUCAGUAAGAUUUGGACUCCGGAUACUUUUUUCAGAAAUGGGAAAAAAUCUAUUGCUCACAACAUGACUACUCCCAACAAGCUUUUCAGGAUCAUGCAAAACGGCACAGUACUUUACACAAUGAGACUUACCAUAAAUGCUGCGUGUCCUAUGAGAUUGGUGAACUUCCCAAUGGACGGACAUGCCUGUCCCUUGAAGUUCGGCAGCUAUGCCUAUCCAAGAAGUGAAAUCAUUUACACCUGGAAAAAGGGUCCCUUGUACUCAGUAGAAGUACCAGAUGAAUCUUCGAGUCUGCUUCAGUAUGACCUUGUAGGCCAAACAGUAUCCAGUGAAACUAUGAAGUCCAAUACAGGUGAAUACAUAGUGAUGACAGUGUAUUUUCACUUAAAAAGGAAGAUGGGAUACUUUAUGAUUCAGACUUACAUUCCAUGCAUUAUGACAGUAAUUCUCUCUCAAGUGUCAUUCUGGAUUAAUAAGGAGUCAGUCCCAGCUAGAACAGUUUUCGGUAUCACAACAGUUUUAACCAUGACUACGCUAAGCAUCAGUGCACGCCACUCGCUACCCAAAGUGUCCUAUGCUACUGCAAUGGAUUGGUUCAUUGCUGUAUGUUUCGCUUUUGUCUUUUCUGCACUCAUCGAAUUUGCUGCUGUAAACUACUUCACAAAUCUUCAGGCUCAAAAAGCCCUAAGGAAAACAGCUCGAGCAGCAGCAUUGUCAUCACCAAUGGCUGUGUCUGAAUCAGAGAAGAUAGUUUCGCAUUCUGAUUCCAAUUGCAAUUUAAAGAAAAGAACUCUGUCAUUGGCAUCGCAGAAAGAGUCAUCAGCUAUUGUAGAACCAGAUACGAACAGCUGUGCCGACAAUGUGUCACCAAUUCCAUGCACCCAUUCUUGUCUCACUUCAUUGCCACAACCACAGCCUGAUACUGGAACCAGCAAGAUAGAUCAAUAUGCCAGAAUCCUUUUCCCAUUGUCAUUUGGAGCAUUCAAUCUGGUGUAUUGGAUAGUGUAUCUUUCAAAAGAUACUAUGGAAAUGGGAAGUAAUAUAUAACUUUCUAUGCUGAUAUAUAUGAUUGAACUGUUCUAUAAGUAUAUACUCAAAAAUAGUGGAUAUUAGGGAAUAAAUAAUGUCAGCAGUACCACGAAGGUUUCCUUUGACAAUAUAAUCAAACAAUGUUAUGAUCUUGAAAAAUAAUUUCAAAUACUCUGCACCAUUGAUGCUGCCCUCAGCCACAUCUCCCUCACUUCCUUGACAUCUGCGCUCACAUCUACCUGCUGCCUUAACAGGGAUGGAGUUCGCCUUGUCUUCACCUACCACCCCAUGAGCCACCACAUCCAACACAUUAUUCUCCCCAAUGUCCGCCACCUUUAAUGGGAUACCACCAAACACAUUUUUCCCUCCACCACUUUCUGCUUUGUGCAGGAAUCACUCCCUCCAUGAUUCCCUUAUCCAUUCAUCCCUCUUCACUAAUCUCCCUCUUGGGACAUAUCCUUAGAAGCAUCAGAAGUACUACACCUGCCCAUUCAUCUCCUCCCAUACCUCCAUUCAGGGCCCUGAACAGUCCCUCCAGGUGAGGCACACUUCAUCUGUGAAUCCAUUGGGGUCAUCUAUCGUAUCCUGUGCUCUAGAUGCGGCUUCCUCUACUUUAGUGAGACUCCAUCUAAAUUGGGGACCACUUUGUCGAGCACUUCAACUCCAACUGCCAAAAGUGGAAUUUCCCGGUGACCAACCAUUUUAAUUCCUAUCCCCAUUCCCAUUACACUAUAUCAAUCCAUGGCAUCCUCUUGUGCCAUGAUGAGGCCACUCUCAGGGUGGUGGGGCAACACAUAUUCUGAGCAAAAGAAAAUCUGCAGAUGCUGGAAAUCCAAGCAACACACACAAAAUACUGGAGGAACUCAGCAGACCAGGCAGCAUCUAUGAAAAGGAGUAUAGUUGAUAUUUCAAGCUUAUACUCUUCUCCAUAGAUGCUGCCUGGCCUGCUAAGUUCCUCCAAUAUUUUGUGUAUGUUACCUCAAAUUCUGUCUAGGUAGCCUCCAACCUGAUAGCAUGAACAUUAAUUUCUCCUUCCUGUGAAUUUUUCCCUCUCCCUUCCCUUUUCUUCAGUCUGGCCUUUUAACUCUUCACUCCUACUGUCCCUUCUCUUGUCCUUUUUCCCAUGGUCCACUCAUGUCUCCUAUCAGAUUUCUUCUUCUCCACCCCUUUACCUUUCCUUCCCACCUGGCUUCACCUAUCACCUUCUAGCUAGGUUCCUUCCCAGUCCGCUCACCUUUUUAUUAUGGCAUCAUCCCCUUCCUUCCCAGUCUUGAAGCAGGGUCUCGGCCUGAAAAAUCAACUGUUUAUUUGUUUCUAUAUUUGUCUCUAUAGAUGCUGCCUGACCUGCUGAGAUCCUCCCGCAUCUUGUGUAUAUUACUCUGUUCUUACAUUCUUAUUCUAAUUGAUAUAUUUGAAAGAGGUGUUAAUAAAAUGAGAUAAAUGAAAACGGGAGAAUAAAUCAAAAAAUACAAUAAAGAUACUAAACACUCCAUUUACUGAAUGUCAAAAUAAUGGAAUAAAAACACCUAGCAGGUCAAACAGUGUCACAAUAUAAAUAUAUAAUAUCACAUCACUAUAUAAGAAUCACAAAUACUUACUAAAGAAAGACAUGGACCAAAAUGGCAAUGACAACUGAAAUUACAGUAACUGCAUUUUUUUACUGGAAAGCCAGCUAAGUAUGUUUUCUCCAUUCUGUAGUUAUGGAACAGGAUAUGAGCAUAGUCAAUGACUCAGCCUGUAAUCAUAGCAAAUUUUAAUUUGACUGUUGUAUAUGGGGAGAUAUUGUGGCUAUAUGUAUUGGAACCUUGUAAAAUAUUGGUAUUUUUUAGCUUUAGUACUGAAAGAUUUUGGAAAAUAAUUUGUGUGUUCACUGUGGUUUGAGUAAACUACUACAAUUUAUAAUAGCAUUCUAUUUUUGUUUAUA